Messenger RNA from Bursaphelenchus okinawaensis, 1006 nucleotides. NCBI's taxonomy places the organism in Eukaryota, Metazoa, Nematoda, Chromadorea, Rhabditida, Aphelenchoididae. The record is from the annotation of a GenBank genome assembly.
AUGUUAAGGUAGAUUUGGGAAAACGUUUUUUAAUGUUUAAUUGGUGUUAAAAGUGUUUGUUUUACCUUAAAAGGUGGUAAGGAGGUUUCAACAUUAGUGCAGUUAUUACCAUUGAGAUACAGUAACUAAAAGAUGGUACUUUAGAUGAUAUGAUACAAAACGUUGAUACUAUAGAUGAUAAAAUGACCAAAAGUAACAUUCCUAUUACACAUUCCAUCGUAUAACAUGUCUUUACCAUCAAAAAUUGUAACGUUCUUUCAAAAAUCUUGCCUUCAAGUUGUUUACAAACCUUAUCAACCGUUAAUUGAACCGAUAGUUUAUACCGUUUUAUCAAACUUCGCUUUCAAGAACUGUCCAUCUGACUUUCACGUUACCCUACCGUAUUCUUAUCUUGGGCUAAAAGCUCGUUUUUCGUCGUGUAUUACUAAAAAAGAAACAAACAAAAAAUUUACAAAGAAUAUCGCUGUAAAAGUGUUUGUUUGUUACUGCUGAUAACAAUCAUUGAAAACGAAAUUUUGUUUAUGUAUGGCUUUUGGGAAAGUGCACGUAUUCAGCGUAUAACUUGUCGCUUUUUUGAAAUUUAUUUUUGAGUUUGGAUUAUCAGGUCAUGUGGGCUGCAAUGACUGUAGUAUUAGGUCGUUCGCUUAAUUUUGCGCCCCAUAACAGCGGAAAUUUGCUUAGAAAGGGGGCGUAGAGUUAAGUAAACGGUCUAAUAGUAUUAGCACAGAACUAGUAAUAUUAGUAGCACAACACUAGUAGCAGUUGUAGCAGCAGCAGUAGUAUCAGCAGCAGGAGUAGUAGUAGUAGCAGUAGCAGUGGUACUAGUAGCAGCAGCAACUGUAGUGACAGCUGUAGUGACAGUAGCACGACACCAGUAGUACUAGUAGUAGUAGUAGUAGUAGUAGCAGUAGUACUAGUAGCAGCAGCAACUGUAGUGACAGCAGCAGCAGUAGUAGCAGUAGCAGCAGCCGUAGUGACAGCAGUGGUAGCAGUACCACAACACUAG